Molecule: messenger RNA, 975 nt
Organism: Drosophila grimshawi
Lineage: Eukaryota; Metazoa; Arthropoda; Insecta; Diptera; Drosophilidae
Product: ras-related protein Rab-18
Exons: 3
Coding region: 115-726 (203 amino acids)
Molecular function (GO): GTPase activity; GTP binding
Source: RefSeq, a predicted model, not a curated record
AGUGUUGUGUUAUUGUUCGAUCGGCGGGCAUUGGGCGACCCACCCCUAAUGGAGUACUGGCUGGCCGGAGCUGCUUCAUUAGGACAAACCGACUCGUAACAGCAGACAGCAAACAUGGCUAGCAAGGCAAUUAAGAUACUUAUAAUAGGCGAAAGUCAAGUUGGCAAAUCCAGUCUCCUUUGUCGAUUCGUUGACAAUUAUUACGAGGACAACAAAAAGUCCACAGUUGCCAUAGACUGUAAGUGCGCCGAAAUAUGUGUAGAUGGUACAGAAUACAAGGUGGCACUGUGGGACACAGCUGGCGCCGAACAAUAUCGCACCUUAUCACCCAAUUUCUAUCGCAACGCGCACGGCGCCAUUCUCGUCUACGACAGCACCAGGCGGGAGACUCUCGUCAAACUGAAGCAGUGGUUCGAAGAUCUGGAGACUUUUUGCCACAAUCCCAACAUUGCCAUCAUGGUCGUUGGCAGCAAAAUCGAUGAGAAACGUGUUGUGGAUAGUGAGGAGGGUCGCAAAGUUGCACGCGAUCAUGGCGCACUCUUCAUCGAGACAUCGGCCAAAUGCGAUCUGUUUGUCAAAGAUGCGUUCAAUCAAAUUGUCAAAAAGAUUGUUUCGUCGGAACAUUUUGACAACCGCACUUCCCCCAACGUGGUGACUUUAGAUAAGAAGAAAGGCAGCGAUUCAAGUCCUUCUGCUCCUGCUUCUCCUUCUUGCUUUUCAUGCUAACGCUGCUAACGCUGGCUGCUGCGGCUCAAACUGCACUUAACAUCACGUGCAUACAUAUUAAGACUAACUGUAUGCUAUUUAUAUUAAGCCACGCAGGGCACCAAAUCCAAGCAUGUUAACAACUCAUAAACAACUAAAUGUCUUUGCUGCUGCUGCCAACAGCUGUAUUUAACUUCAUCUACCAUACUUGGUACGACUCAUUAAUAAAGAUCAGGUUGCGGGAGGUGCCUGCACCAGUGGCGCAAAUUA